This is a messenger RNA of Lucilia sericata (common green bottle fly), 5077 nucleotides long. It is a transcript of the gene Sox14, whose product is annotated as putative transcription factor SOX-14. The transcript is spliced from 2 exons. Gene Ontology annotation, molecular function: RNA polymerase II cis-regulatory region sequence-specific DNA binding; DNA-binding transcription factor activity, RNA polymerase II-specific. Gene Ontology annotation, biological process: positive regulation of transcription by RNA polymerase II; cell differentiation; anatomical structure morphogenesis. The record is from RefSeq and is a predicted model, not a curated record. The coding region runs from base 1560 to 3692 and encodes 710 amino acids. Lineage: Eukaryota; Metazoa; Arthropoda; Insecta; Diptera; Calliphoridae.
UAUAAAAAACAACAAAAACAAUAAAUAUAUGUAUACAUACAACAACUAAAAACUCAUAUAUCAGCUGAAUAAAAACAACAACAAAAACAAAUUAACUGCAUUAAACCAGGAAAAAAAGCAUACAACACGAAAAAAAAACUCCUCUGGGUCUGACUAAUCUUUUUUAUGAAUUACUCAUACUUUUUUACAUACAACUACCACAGCAACAACAACAACCAAAACGUUUAGUUUCAAUACUCUACAACACUGCCAAGGAGACUUUUUUUUUAAAUAAAAACAGUUGUUGGUGUUUUCUUACACACUCACUAGACUAUUUUGCUAAAUCGUCAAAAACACAAAAUUUUUAAAUAACGAAAUCAGUUUUUUAACAACGUGUUGUCAACGUCUUUGAAUGAGUGAUUAUGAAUUUUGAACUACGAGACCUUAAAACCAACAUUAACACAACAACAACAACAAGAAAGCAAAAAUUUUUUCAAAAUUUUUAAGAAAACUUGUUAAAGAAAUUAAAUUGAACAUGAUUUGUGAAUCAUUUGGUUUAAAUGAUUUUAAAGAAGACGUAGAGAUUUAGUGGAGAUACCAAUAACAACAAUAACGACAACAACAACAGCAGCAGCAGUGACAGCCGUAGCAACAUCAACAACAACGGCUGAAAUUACCAUAAAUCCCUAUAUGAUCACGGAUUUGGAACAAUCUUUAAUCGAGGAGUUAAUCGAAGAAAAUUUAAUGAAAUUAUAGAGAAGACGAAGAACACGAACAAGAAGAAUUUGAAAAUAAUACAAUAUAAGAGAACAGCAGCAGCAACAAACAACAGCAAGAAAUAGUUAAUGUUAAAGAUAUAAUAUUAACAGCAGCAGAAGAAGAGGCAAACGAAGACGAAGAAGAAUUAAUACGAAAUUCUAUACAUAUGAAGGAGUAUUGCUACAACAACAGCAACAACAAGAAAUAAUACAAUAUAAAGAAAAUUUAAUAAAAGCAAAAACAACAACAACUACUACUACAGCAGCAAAAAAAUUGAAAAAAAACUUUAGCAGCGACUGCGACAAAUAUUACUCAUAACCAACUUACAGCUGGUGGUAACAUAUGUACAAUAAAAACAACAAAACUAAAUACAACAAAAACAGCAAGAACAGCAAUAGCAGCAGCAACAGCGGCAGUAGUAGUAAUAAUAAAACUUGUAACACCAACAGCAACAACCAUCACAAUAUAUUUAAUAUUAACAGCAACAGUAACAGUAGUAAUACAAGCAAUAGCAGCAGUACCAGCAACAUUAGUAACACAACUAAUAACAGUAGUGUUAGUACGAAUAGCAUAGCAACAGUAACAGUAACAACAGCAGCAAUAGCAAUUUAAUAAAAACCUCCUCUAAUUUAAUAAAAACGCUUAAUGUCGAUGAUAAAAUCAAUAUAAAUUUUGAAAAUAAUUUAAAUUUUAUAAAUUUUAAUAAAAAUUUUAACAACAACAGCAAUAAUAAUAAUAACAACAAUAACAACAACACAAAUAUAAUCAAUCAAAAUUUAUAUCAACAUAACAACAACAAAUCCACACAAAUUUUAAAUAAAAUGGAACAACAAUUGCAACAGCAACAACAACAACAUCAACAGCAGCAAUUACAAAUGCAACAUCAACAACAACAACAGCAGCAGCAGCAACAAUCAAAUGUUGUUUUCGGUUCAGAACGUGUUAAUUUGAACUCAAGUACCCCGUAUUCAGAUGCCACACAAACCAAGAAACAUUCACCCGGUCACAUUAAACGACCCAUGAACGCAUUUAUGGUCUGGAGUCAAAUGGAGCGUAGAAAGAUUUGUGAAAAGACUCCCGAUCUACACAAUGCUGAGAUCUCAAAGGAAUUGGGCCGUAGAUGGCAACAGUUGGGUAAAGAGGAGAAACAGCCCUAUAUUAUUGAGGCGGAAAAGUUGCGCAAACUACACAUGAUCGAGUAUCCCGACUAUAAAUAUCGGCCACAAAAGAAACUCUCCAGGGCCAAUUCGGCUGGUGGCAAAAGUACCAAUGGCGAUAGUCAUAAUGACAGCAACAAUGAAUUGAAUUCCUCUUCCUCCUCCACCAAUUCGCAGAGAUCGCAAAACUCUGCUAGUACCACCGGCCCCAAGGCACCACGUAAAACCAAAAGGAAUUCCACCAGCAGCAGCACUACAACUAGCAAUUCCCUUAACUAUGCCCCAUCACCACCGUUUAAGAAACAAAGACACAACAGUACCAAAUCUCUUAAUCUCAGUACAGAUUAUGAAGAUGACGAUGUGAUAACUUCGGCCAAUUUAGAUAUUGACAGUAGUUAUUUGAAUGCAACAGCAACUGCUGGCAGUGAUUACAAUACAAUUACCUCAAGCAAUUUUUACACCUCAGAUGAUCUGAAUUCGGAUCUCAAUAAGAAUGUGAUGCUACAUGUUACCAAUAUGGAUGACAAUCAACAACAACAACAACAAAGACUUCCAGGUUUGGCAAGUCUAACGGCUGGUACGUUACACUUCAAAACCGAAACGGAUAACAACAAGUAUGAAGAUAGUUUUUUGAAAUUAAUAAAUCCUGAUAGUUAUUUUGAAAAUUCGGUGGAUUUGAAAGAAACAGACUGUGAUGGCUUAGCGGAUGUUUGUCCCAAAUUAGGCCAAUUGAUAACAUUGAUAAAUCCUUCCACGGACCUGCAUACUAAUACAACGCCCAAUAACAACACUCACCAACACCAGCAACAGCAACACCACCAACAGCAGCAGCAGCACCAUCAACAACAACAACAACGUUAUGUAACUGAUCUCAUUGAUGAUAAUGGCGGUGGCAGCAUUGUUAACAAUGAUGCCAACUUGCAUCCAGCCAGUCAGCAGUAUUCAAAUCUUAAAUUCUCCCUCUUUAACUGCGAUAAUCUUAACAAUGCCGACCUGCAGUCAACAACUGCCCAUACAUCUAGUAAUUUACUUAUAUGUGAUGAUAUUCUUAGAAUGGACGAUGAAUCGUCCCAACAGCAAACGGACCACCACCACGAAUGUUACGCCACACUCUCAUGCACAAGUGCUAAUUGUAAAAAUAACAAUUGCAACAACAACAACAAAACAAACCAAAAUCAACAGAAUAGUGCUAAAGACAACGCCGAUCUACAGCAGCAGCAACAACAACAACAACAGCACAGCCAUCAUCAUCAGCAUCACCACCAUCAUCAACAUCAUUUAAACAGCAAUGGUGCUGGCGGAGGGGCCGGCGAUGGCAACAAUGAUUCGACACAAAUGUUCUCUAUACCUCCACAGCAGACGGUAACGAUGAACAUAGAAAUACACAACAGCCUUGGACACUGCGUAAAUAAGGAUGACUCAGCAACAUUCCAUCUAGACGAUAAUAUUGCCAACGCCACAUCCUCCAAUGCUAUGCCCACUACGGUGACAAUACCCUCCUGCUCGAGCGAUGAGUGUUGCAUGCUUAGCCAGCAUUCAGCCCAUCACCACUCACCACACAUGGGUUUCUGUGGCCAUUCGGCCUUUGCUGGCACCUCUGUGGAGGCAACAGUUAGUAGUAUUUUCAAUCCCGAUCACAAUUGUGAUUCGGAGGCCAUCAUUGCAGCGGGCCACCAACAAAGUGAUCUCAACUAUACGACAUUUGAUACAAAUCGUGCACUUUUCGAUUUUACUCAUGAUGAUUUACCACCAUCUCAAUCUAUAAGUAGCCAUUUAGAAUUUAAUUAUAGAUUCUAGUUUCCAAAACUGAAUUAAAUACUAAAUAUUUAAAAAAAUAUAAAAAAAAAGAAAAACAAACUCUAGUUUUAAGCGUGUCUCCGCCGAGUUUACAUAAUGGCUCGAUUUUGUGUUGGAUUGGUUUUAUAGCGUUAGGAAUUUAUUUUCAAAAGAAAAUGGCCACAGUUUAACCAACAAAUUAAAAGUUUUUAACCUUAACUUGUAGCCAUAGUUUAAACAGCAAUUUGUACCUUAAAGGCUGCCAUUUUAACUCAAUUUUCUUAAAACCAAAUUUAGCAGUUGUUUUUAAUGUUUUCCUCUUUUACGGGUUACGAGUUAAAGGAAAGUUUAAACUUAGUUUAAACCUUGUAUAGUUGUGAUAUAUUUUAUUGUUGGUUAAACUAGGAACUUUAGUAAAUUAAACUGUGAUGAAACUUUGUUGUUAGUAUAAAAAAAAUGAGGGAGUUUUCCUAGAAAAGUAUUCCAAUCUAAAGGAUUAAAAAAAAGUAAACUUUAAAGAGCUGUUUUUCGAUGCCAGUGUAAAACGGUUAAAGUGGCAUAUAAAUAAAAUAUUUUUUUACAAAACUAAAUUAGUGUUAGAAAACUACAACAACAAAAGUAAUAAAAACUAUAAAUUUGAAAUAAUUUCAAAACAUAUUAUCCACCCCCCCCCCAUCUACAUCUCUAAGUGUAUUUUUUUUAUAUAAAAUUUUAGUUUUUAACAAAAAUAUAAAUGUCAUACGAGUAUAAAUACUUUAUUGCUAAAUAUGAAAAAAUUAGUUUAUACAUAUAUUCUUAUUAAUAUAUUUACAUGCUUAAGUUUUUAAAAUUAUAUACAAAUAUGAAAGAAAAAAAAAUUAAUUUUAAGUUUUAAAUAUUACUAAAUAUACAUUAAAAAAAAACAACCGUGCAUAGUUAUACAUACAUACAAACAUAUAUUCAUAUAUUAAAGAAAUUAAUUAUUAUACAUUAAAUAAAAAUACCUAAAUAUAAUUUAAAUUUAAUUACAACUUAAAAAUUUUAUUAUGAUUUUCUUCUUUUCUCCCAGAAUUUGAAGUGAAAAAAAUUAAAUCCCUAAUGUCCUCAGUUAUAAAAAAUUCAAGUCUUCUUUAAUUGCUUUGAAAAAGAAAACCUAAAAAUUUUAUAAAAAAAAAUUAUUAAGAAAUAUUCUUAUACCCAUGUAGUAGUUUUUAUAAACAUUAAAUUUUCUAUUAGAUUAUCCUUUCCAUUAACUUCCUUAACCAUCCCCCCAAAAAAAACCCGCCCUUCCCUAUUUGUAGUACUGCAUAAAAAUUUAUUAUAUAUACUAAAGGAAAAACCACAAAAAAAACUUAUUUCAAUAAAAUUAUUUUCAAAUAAAUUUGAAUUGAAAUUUAUAUUAAAAAAAAAAUAUAUGAAAAAUUACA